Diaporthe amygdali is the source of this 1431-nucleotide messenger RNA. RefSeq lists its product as uncharacterized. The record is from RefSeq and is a predicted model, not a curated record. The transcript is spliced from 3 exons. Lineage: Eukaryota; Fungi; Ascomycota; Sordariomycetes; Diaporthales; Diaporthaceae. Bases 1 to 1431 code for a protein of 476 amino acids.
AUGAUCCCCGCCAGAAAGCUUUGCCUUGCACAAACAAAAGACCUGGCGCAGCUCCUUCCGGAGGCCCCGAGGCGCGCCGGACGUGAACUUGAUGUUCAUCGAGGGCGAAUCGGGGAACUGCUAGGAUCUUCACCGUGGCAGCUCUAUCCCUCGACAAGGCUUCCACUUGAUCUCUUCCGGGGAGGUCUGAUUACGGCGCCCGAAAUCUAUAUAAUGCGAUCCUUCAGUCUGGCGAGCGCCGCUUCGCAGAACUUUGUCGCCGGCCUCGGCAUCGCCUUCUCAGCAGGCGUCUUCGUAUCGCUCAACCUCCUUGGCGCCGGCGGCGGCAGGCCCGAGUCGGCACAUGUAAUCCAGAGCGCCAACGCCAUCCUAUCGUCCGUCUGGUUCCUCUUCGCCUGCGUCGGCGGUACAUACCUGACCCUCCUGGGCCCGGCCGUCACCAUGUGCUUCGGCAUCUGCACCUACGCCGUCUACGUCGGCUCGCUAUGGUACUACGAGGCCACGGGACGACAGGAGUUCCCUCUGGCAGCGGGGGCUAUUGUCGGCGUCGGAGCCGGCGCCGUCUUCAUCACCUCGGGCUACAUCCAGGUCGCCUACUCGUCCGACAAGAACAAGGGCAAGUUUAUUGCUAUUCAGAACACACUCCAGGCUACGGGCUCAAUCGCCUGCAGUAUCUUGCCUGUGAUUCUCAACCGAAACAACCUCUCGCGCGCGGGGGUCCCCAUCCCCGUGUAUAUCACGUACAUCACCGUGAUGCUCGCCGCCGCUGCCCUUGCCCUGCUCGCGCUCCGCCGGCCCAACGAAGUUACAUGCGGCAACGGUGCGGCCAUAUCAGGGUGGAAUGAGAAGCGUAGUCGCCAGCAGGAGCUUGCGGAGAACCUCGCAGUUUUCAAGGAAUGGAAACUGUUGUGUCUUCUGCCUGCUUUCUUGCCUGCUGGCUCGUUUCUUAUCUAUCUUGGCUCGAUCCCCUUUGGACAUAUUUUGCACGUAAUUUUGGACAGACCGGCAUGGUCCAGGCGGAAGCGUGGGCUGGCUGGGCUCGCUUUUGUUGGGGUACCUCUGUCCGUUGCUUGGUUAUGGGAAGUCAUUCGGACAAGGGGCUUCGAUAGAAGCGCCCCACCAGCGAGGCCCGUUGACUGGAGUGACUCUGAAUAUGGCCCUAUCAUGGUUCUCUUUGUUCUUAACUGGACUGCCUCGAUUCUUUGGCAGUAUCUUGUGCCCUGGUUUAUCGGUGCUCUUGGCCUGCCGCCAGAGAAGCUCAGCCAUUACAUGGGCGUGCAGAGGGGACUUUUGGCCGCUGGUGAAGCAAUCUGUUUUGGUGCCGAUGCUGCCAGAAUACCUUAUGUAGCCUUUUCAGGUGCCAUUUUUGGGUUCUACGCGGCUGCUAUUGGCGCAUUGGUUUACAUGUGCACUUUUCAUGUGGCUGAGUAA